AUGACGUCCUCUAAUACCGACUCAGACUCUGAUGAAGUCGAAUUCCUACACGAGACAUACAAGGGAAAGGAAGUCAUUACUCUCCAGGACGAAUUCGAGCAUGCCAACGACACUGAGCAGACGUCUCGCAACUACUCAUCACCAUCUAUGAUAGGCUUCCGCCUGCUCGAUCUUCCCGCGGAACUGCGAAUCCACGUAUACUCGUUUCUGAUCCCACACAACAUGGAAAUUACAUUCGAGCGGUAUGGAUGGUCGAGUAGCAACGAACCCGACUGGACCACAAAUGCCUUCCGAAAGGACGAAGACGUCUCAUACAAGAUAGGAAGCAAUCCAUAUUACAAAAACACAAAAGUGCGCCGCUAUAACCAUUUUACGGUCGAGACACAAUUAUUCCGAGUGAGUAAAUUCGUCUCCAAUGAGACCAAGUCGGUUAUGUAUGGGUCGAAUACCUACAACUUUACUGUACAUGGAAAUUCCAUGUGGCCAAAGUCACUACGGAGCCCGUUCGUCUUUGGACCUCUCGGUCAUCCCGAUCGACUCCCUCUACUACGUAACCUGCGAAGCAUCCAUAUCGACGUAAUACCCGAUGUCGAUAGCCACUGGGCGGUUAAGCGUCAGCGAUCAAGACUUGAGUAUCUUGUCGAGAUUCUGAAAGAGCAUGCAGAUGACACCGACCAAAAGUCUCUUUUGCAAGAUCUGAAAGCUGAUUUCCAGCUCGUCUCACAAGACAAGAUGAAGAGGAUGCUGCGCGAUCGUCCUACCUGGCAGCAGGUCGUAAAGCCUAGUAUUCCUGAAGACACUGGGAAGUUCAUGUUCGGUCUUGAAAGCCUGGCAUCCCUUCGGGGUAUCAGAGACGUCGAGAUCAACGGACUACCAGAGUGGUACACCAAAUGCCUACAGCUAGCUAUACAGGGCAAGGGAGGAGACAUUCAAGAGACGGACUGGCCGCUCGUGGAAGUCAAACGUCGUGCGAAUGGGAAGCGCAGGUCGUCGAAGAAGCUGUUCGUCUCGAUUCGCAAAUGGCAUCAGCCAACGCUGGAUUGGAAGGAGUUUGCUGAACGUAACGACAUCACAACCCCAGCUGACAUUGACAAGUUCUGGGCAGACGAGACGUAG
This is a messenger RNA of Alternaria incomplexa, 1116 nucleotides long. RefSeq lists its product as uncharacterized. The transcript has 2 exons. Lineage: Eukaryota; Fungi; Ascomycota; Dothideomycetes; Pleosporales; Pleosporaceae. The record is from RefSeq and is a predicted model, not a curated record. Bases 1 to 1116 code for a protein of 371 amino acids.